Molecule: messenger RNA, 3573 nt
Organism: Zootoca vivipara (common lizard)
Lineage: Eukaryota; Metazoa; Chordata; Lepidosauria; Squamata; Lacertidae
Gene: APBA1
Product: amyloid beta precursor protein binding family A member 1
Biological process (GO): chemical synaptic transmission
Cellular component (GO): dendritic spine; cytoplasm; plasma membrane
Molecular function (GO): protein binding; amyloid-beta binding
Source: RefSeq, a predicted model, not a curated record
GGAGCCGGAGGAGGAAGAUGGUGGAGCGCGAGGCCGGGCGAGCGGCUCCGCGGAAAGCUGCUUUGCAGGUGGGCCGCCCAGCCCCGCGCCGCCGCCGCCGCCUCGGCCUCCGCUGGGCGCCCUGAGUGCGGUGGGCGCCGCGGCUCCCCAGACAGCCUCAACACACAAAAUGUCAAUAGAAUAAGUGAGGCUCCCUCAAGAACCUGCCAUGAACCAUUUUGAGGGACCAGCUGAAGGAGAGGUGAAUGAUGAACUAAGGAGUAGAGUGGUGAAUGAAUCUGUGGAGGCUGACCUGGAACAUUCUGAGGUGGAGGAUGAACAGCCCCAGUAUGCCAUUCAUUACCCGAGACGUGCCAAUAGCAGCCUUGAAGGACGUUCUCGACAGGACGAGGAGGGCACGUUAGCACGAUCAGCUAGCACUGAGAGCGGCUUUCACAACCACACGGAUACUGCUGAGGGAGAUGUCAUAGCCACAGUGGAGGAUGCCUAUGAAGGAGACCGAGUGCUGGACAAUGAGGAUGAGAGUGCCUAUGCAGUGCAGUACAGGCCCGAGGCAGAGGAGUACACAGAAAAUGCUGAGGCAGAACAUGCGGAGACGAUUCGUAACCGAACUCUCCCCAACCACUUGCACUUCCAUUCCAUUGAGCACGAGGAAGCCAUGAAUGCUGCUUAUUCAGGCUAUGUGUACACCCACCGGCUCUUCCACCGGGGGGAAGAUGAGCAGUAUGCUGAGCCCUAUGCUGACUAUGGGCUGCAGGAACAUGUUUACGAGGAGAUAGGUGACACACCUGACCUUGAUGCUCAGGAAGGCCUUAGACUCUACGAGCAAGAGAGGGAGGAGGCGGACAACUAUCGAAAGGAAGCUCUCGGUGCCCGGCUCCACCACUAUGACGAGCGCUCUGAUGGAGAGUCUGACAGCCCCGAGAAAGAGGCAGAGUUUGCUCCCUAUCCAAGGAUGGACAGUUAUGAACAAGAGGAAGACAUUGACCAAAUUGUGGCUGAAGUCAAGCAGAGCAUGAGUUCUCAGAGCCUGGACAAAGCUGCUGAAGACAUGCCAGAAGCAGAGCAGAAUGCGGAUCCUGCUGACGCUCCUGCUCAUGUUCACCAUGAAGGCAACCGUCCGCUGUCCAUUGGCUCUAGACCCACAGUUAAUGUGGGAGAUCCAGUGCAAAGAUACAGCAAGGAGAAAAGGGAUGCAAUAUCCCUGGCUAUCAAAGACAUUAAGGAAGCUAUUGAGGAAGUGAAGACUAGGACCAUCCGUUCUCCUUAUACCCCUGAUGAACCCAAAGAGCCCAUUUGGGUGAUGAGACAGGACAUCAGCCCAACCAGGGAUGGGGAGGAUCAGGGUCCACUAGAGGGAGAUUCUCCAUCUCCUGAUUCAUCUUCCCCACGAGGUGCUGAAUCAUCAGGUCUGCAGCAUCACCAAGAUGUCGGUGGAACAGCAGAAACCCCCACCAAGAAGGAGUCAAGAAAAAGCUUGGCUUCUUUCCCAACCUAUGUUGAAGUUCCUGGACCCUGUGAUCCUGAAGAUUUAAUUGAUGGAAUCAUAUUUGCUGCCAAUUACCUUGGCUCUACUCAGCUUCUUUCGGACAAAACUCCAUCAAAGAAUGUGAGAAUGAUGCAGGCUCAGGAAGCUGUGAGCCGAAUCAAGAUGGCCCAGAAAUUAGCCAAAAGCAGAAAGAAGGCCCCUGAAGGUGAAUCUCAGCCCAUGACAGAAGUUGACCUCUUCAUCUCAACGCAGAGGAUAAAAGUGCUGAAUGCAGACACUCAGGAGGUGAUGAAAAUUCCCUUUAAUGUGGAAAACGAAACUAUGAUGGAUCACCCGCUGAGGACCAUUUCCUACAUUGCAGAUAUUGGGAAUAUAGUCGUCUUGAUGGCUCGCAGGCGAAUGCCAAGAUCUAAUUCCCAGGAUAAUGUGGAGGCAUCUCAUCCCUCCCAGGAUGGGAAGAGACAGUAUAAAAUGAUCUGCCAUGUCUUUGAAUCUGAGGAUGCACAGCUAAUUGCACAGUCCAUAGGUCAGGCAUUUAGUGUGGCCUACCAGGAAUUCUUGAGGGCCAAUGGGAUAAAUCCAGAAGACCUGAGCCAGAAGGAAUACAGUGACCUGCUCAACACCCAAGACAUGUACAAUGAUGACCUGAUCCACUUCUCAAAGUCUGAAAAUUGCAAAGAUGUUUUCAUUGAGAAGCAGAAGGGAGAAAUUCUGGGUGUAGUAAUUGUGGAGUCCGGAUGGGGAUCCAUCUUGCCUACUGUUAUCAUUGCAAAUAUGAUGCAUGGAGGACCAGCUGAGAAAUCGGGGAAGCUGAACAUUGGGGACCAAAUCAUGUCCAUCAAUGGGACCAGUUUGGUUGGCCUACCACUCUCUACCUGUCAGAGUAUCAUAAAGGGGUUGAAAAACCAGGCUAGAGUUAAGCUGAAUAUAGUCAGAUGCCCUCCAGUAACUACUGUCCUUAUCAGAAGACCAGACCUCAGAUAUCAACUUGGCUUCAGUGUUCAGAAUGGCAUUAUCUGUAGCCUUAUGCGAGGAGGCAUUGCAGAGCGAGGAGGCGUACGAGUGGGUCACCGAAUCAUUGAAAUAAAUGGGCAAAGUGUUGUAGCAACACCUCAUGAAAAGAUUGUUCACAUUCUCUCAAACGCUGUUGGUGAGAUUCAUAUGAAGACCAUGCCAGCUGCCAUGUACAGACUCUUGACUGCACAGGAACAACCGGUUUACAUUUAAGCUGCCCCACCCAGUGUGCAUGGAGGACGUUUUUCCUUGUUAGUGGAGUUUUCUUGUGCUGCGUUUUGAUGUCUGCAGCAACAUGUCUCACUCGGUUCUCACCUUUUCUCAUUCUGUGUACAAGAUGACAUUUUGGGUUGCACCUUUUUACUACUAGUUUUAUGUAAUUCUUCACAAAACAGAAAACUAACCAAGAUUUUCUUGUGCACACACGCACAUAAACGCACUUAUUCCAGCUACACCAUCAUUUUAUGCCUCUCUGGCUGUUAGGAUAGAAAAUAAAGUUAGAAAGCUCUUUUUACCAAAUAGGUAAAAUUCUCUUAUUUGAGUAACAGAAAGGAUGCAGAUUUGUUUUAUCCUACAUAGUUGCUGUUAGGUGUAUGUUAGCAACAAGCUGACAAUUUUGCCCUAAAGAAAAAGUUGUGAUGUGUUUGAAAAAGGAAAUGGGAUGACCCCUUGUCUAUGAGGAGGGGGCUGCUGAAGGGUUCUGCUCAUCCCAUGCUGGGAAUAAAAUGUACAUUGUCUAGAGAUGAUGCCACAAGGUCUUUCUCCACCACCUCCCCCCCCCCUCCCCAAGUCUCCUAUUUGUCAUGUGCAGCAUGAUUUUUCUUGCAAUGGCUUUUCUAUUCCAUACUUUCUAAGAUUGAGUGGUCCACCAGAAACAGUGUAGGGUGUUGGGGCAAUACUGCUGUCAGGUCUUAACUUUCUAACUUUUUUUCCAUUUGUGUAUGUAUGAAUGUGUCUGUGGGCUGUCACAUUUUAAAACUGUAUGCUUGAUAUUUAUGAUUUUUCAGCAAGUCUACAUGCAGUUCUAAAUGGUUUUAUUGUUCUGAGCCAGUUUACUUCUAACAUAUCUU